ACUGAAUGAGUUUCUGCUCAGAGAAAGAGCAGAGAGUGUGGUCGGAUGUGUUUAUGAUGGAUGUGGCGCUGUUCUUGUCUCUCUGCGUCUGUGUUUGUGCGGCUGCGGGUUCAGAAACACUCGGGUCUUCCAGACCGCUGCUGUCCGAUGGAUUGUGUCAGUAUGGAUGGACGAGAACCUUAAAGGGCCAGUGCAAACCUGUGUGUGAGGCGGGCUGUAAACACGGCGAGUGUGUUGGACCGGAUCAGUGCCGCUGCCAUCCAGGAUUCACCGGCAAGACCUGCAACCAAGCUGUGUGUGAGGCGGGCUGUAAACACGGCGAGUGUGUUGGACCGGAUCAGUGCCGCUGCCAUCCAGGAUUCACCGGCAAGACCUGCAACCAAGGGUGA
This is a messenger RNA of Sinocyclocheilus grahami, 389 nucleotides long. Its product is annotated as epidermal growth factor-like protein 6. The record is from RefSeq and is a predicted model, not a curated record. NCBI's taxonomy places the organism in Eukaryota, Metazoa, Chordata, Actinopteri, Cypriniformes, Cyprinidae. The transcript is spliced from 5 exons. Bases 6 to 389 code for a protein of 127 amino acids.